UGCCUCCCAGGCCGGGCUCUCCUCACUCUGCUUGGGGACAGCAGAGAGCAGGAUGUGCGCGCUGCAUCCCACGCGGCCGACCUUUCAGUCUCGCAGUGCUGCCUUUCCCGCCGAACAGCCCAGGCUUUCUGCUCAGAGCCAAAUUUGCAGACUAUCUUAAGGAACCCCAGGCGGAGGACGCCUGCCGGAGCUCUGCUGAAGGGGGAGACAGACAGAGAGAGACGGAGAAAGAAAAGUUUUUCAAACUCUCCAUGAAGUGUGCUAUGUUCUGCCAUUCAUUCCCAGAGUCGCAGAAGCAUUCCACUCGGGAAAGGGAGCCUGCGGCGAGCAGCACAGGUGAGAAGAGCCUGGGAGAGCAGAUUAAUUCAUCCUCUGCGUUUUCUAUGUGAGGACAGUAGUAGAGGCCAGUGGGGCUUUGAGAAGGCCCAGAGAUGAGUGCCAACAGCAGCAGCUCAGCGGGCCAGCUCCUAUGGCAGGGGCCGGUGUGUAUCAGCUGGAAGCCGGAUAUGGAAGGAGCUGUCUACCACCUGGCCAGCUGCAUCUUGCUCCUGGGCUUCAUGGCGGGCAGUGGGGUGUAUGGCUGCUUCUACCUUUUUGGCUUCCUGGGCACUGGCUACCUAUGCUGUGUGCUGUGGGGCUGGUUUCAUGCCUGUGGCCUGGACAUUCUCCUUUGGAGCUUCCUGCUGGCAGUGGCUUGCCUGCUCCAGCUGGCACAUCUGGUCUACCGCCUGCGUGAAGACACCCUCCCCGAGGAGUUCAACCUGCUGUACAAGACGCUGUGGCUGCCGCUGCAGGUGCCCCUGCAGACAUACAAGGAGAUUGUUCACUGCUGCGAGGAGCAAGUGUUGACACUGGCCAUGGAGCAGACCUAUGCCGUGGAGGGUGAGACACCCAUCAACCGCCUGUCCCUGCUGCUCUCGGGCCGGGUCCGUGUGAGCCAGGACGGGCAGUUUCUGCACUACAUCUUUCCGUACCAGUUCAUGGACUCUCCUGAGUGGGAAUCGCUGCAGCCCUCGGAGGAGGGGGUGUUCCAGGUCACCCUCACAGCUGAGACGGAGUGCAGCUACGUUUCCUGGCCCCGGAAAAGUCUCCACCUUCUCCUGAACAAGGAGCGGUACAUCGCGCGCCUCUUCUCAGCCCUGCUGGGCUAUGACAUCUCAGAGAAGCUCUACACUCUCAACGACAAGCUCUUUGCCAAGUUCGGGCUUCGCUUUGACAUCCGCCUGCCCAGUCUCUACCACGUCCUGGGUCCCACUACCCCAGACGCAGAGCCAGGGUCUGAGAAGGAGGAGGAGGAAGCCCACAUGCCAGCCGUGUCUCCUCAAUCCGUGGCCACCGCUGCCCAGCAGAUGCCCCCUUGUUCUCCCCCUCCAGCUGCCACCAACCUUCCUGCACCUCCGUCCCGGGCCAGGAUGUCCAGGCCCGACAGCGGCCUCCUGGGUGAGGACUCCACCAGUCUGGUGCUGGAGGAUUUUGAGGAGGUGUCAGGAUCGGAAUCAUUUAUGGAUUAUAGGAGUGAUGGGGAGUACAUGAGGUGAGGGGAGAACUAACAUGGGCACAGUCGCCGGCUGAGGACCCAGUCUUCUAGAGCUCCUCUCCAGAGCCACUCUCAAGUUAUGUCCCGAGGACAGGCCCCUUUGGCUCCAACCCACACUCCUGAACUUUAAGGAUCAGUGGGCCACCCUUCUCCCCAUGGCCAGCCCGCCUCCCCGCCGUGUUCACAGGACGGUCCCUCACGCGCACCCCCUUCCCCUCACCCACCGGAAGCAGGCUCACUGGCAAGGUGGGAGCAGACACAGAAGGGGCCAGCACCAGAGCUACGCCGAGGGCCCUGUGUGGCUUUGGGAAAUGCACUGUCCUGAGCCCUCUUUCUGAGAGAGGCAGCCAGAAGCACAAAAGUGUCCGCGCCUUACCAGCUGCAAUCGUGAGCGUGUACGGCGGGGGUUACAAAAGCCACCUCACUGGGUUAUUGUGAGCAUUAGAUGAACUGAUUUAAAUAAAGCACCUGCAACCCAGCACGGCGUCCAGAGAGCACCCGAUAAACCCCUCAGCUCCCGGCCGAAUGUCGUUUUCUUGAAUCGUGCGAAAGGAUCUAUGGAGUCGGCUCUCUGGAAACUUGUCACUCGUGGUUAUGUGUCAUUUUUCCAGUCCUAUUCAGUGUAUGGAAGUAGAAAUUUAAAAACCUUGCUUUCCCUCAGGCUUUUACACUCAACUUACCAAUCACUUGUUCUGUUUAUAAGCCUACUAUUAAACUAUUUUUAGAAAGUCUUUUUUUAAGAUGUAUUUAUUUAUUUGAAAGUCAGAGUUACACAGAGAGAGGAGAGGCAGAGAGAGAGGUCUUCCAUCCACUGGUUCACUCCCCAACUGGUUGCAGCGGCUGGAGCUGUGCCAAUUCGAAGCCAGGAGCCAGGAGCUUCCUCCGGGUCUCCCACGUGGGUGCAGGGGCCCAAGGACUUGGGCCGUCUUCUACUGCUAUCCCAGGCCAUAGCAGAGAGCUGGAUCAGAAGUAGAAUAGCUGGGUCUCAAACUGGUGCUCAUAUGGGAUGCUGGCACUGCAGGCAGCGGCUUUACCUGCUACGCCACAGCGCUGGCUCCUAGAAAGAGUUUUUUUUACAAAUGCAGUUAAUUGGAUUUCCUUAAACAUUUAAAAUAUAUAUAAUGUAUUCUCUUUUCUUUUUUCCAUGAAUACUCGAACGUAUAUUCUAUUUAUCCGUUGCUGUGGAAUACCUAUCCCUAAACCAUCACUUAAUGGAAUAUCUUGCUCGUGACUGUGAGACGUGUCUGGAUUCAGCAGAGUGGUUCUUACUCAGGAUUUUUAUGUCAAUGUAGUCAGAGUUGCUGGGCCUAGAAGCCUCUAGGAGGUGUCCCCACUCACCAGCCUGGAGCCUAGACAGGCAGCAGCUCAACAGCUGAGGGCUGGGACAGUGCUGGCUUGCUCUCGCUCUCUCGCUCUCUCUCUCUCUCCCCUAUUCAUUGUUGUUGCUCUAUAGCACUCUGUUGCAUCAUUAUACCAAAGUUUACUUACCCAUUCUACUCUUGACGGGCAUUUGGUUUAACUUAAGGCAGUUUCCGAUGUGCUGCUGUGAACAUUCGUGUACGUAAGUUUGGGUGUACAUAUGCGCACAUUUCUUGGGUGUUUACCUAGGCAUUGGGUGUUCAGCCGUGGUAACACAAAGAUUUCCUAGGUGGUUGUUCCAGUUCCCAUUCCCACUAGCUGCAUAUGAGAGAUUCCAGCAACUUCUCAUCCUCCCCGGUAGUUGGCAUUGCCAUGUUUUCCCAUGUUAGCCAUUUGGGCAUAUACAGCAGCAUAUCAUUGUGGUUUUAACUUUCAUUUCCCUGAGGAAUAGUAAAGUUGAGUGCUUUGCCUUCACCAUAUGGAUAUCUCCUAUUGUAAUGUGUUUGUUCUGGUUUCCUCUCCCUGUAGCUAUUUGUGUGUAUGCUUUUUCAACUUAAGGAAAUUCUUUAAAUAUUUAGGUUAAGAGUCCGUGCUGGCUAUAUAUAACCAAAUAUUUUCUAUUUGGGGCUCUUUUUCUCCUCCUGUUUUGAUGAACAUAAGUUUUAUAAUUUAAUAUAGUAAUUUAUCAACCUUUUCCUCUGGUUGGUAUUUCCUGUGUCGUGUUUAAGAAAUCUUCCUCCUCUGAGGAGCCUCACCUAUGUUAUCUUCUAGACCUACCAUCAGCCUGGAUUUGGCUUUGAUGUAUGGUAUGAAGGGAGAGUCAAAACUCAUUAUUUGCCAUUGGAUUUAAUCCACUAAGCAACACUCAUUGACAUGAUUGUCUUAUCUCACGCAGUAUUCAGUGUCCCUCUGUCAUAUAGCAAAUGUCCCUGUAUCUGUAGAUCUGUUUCUGGAUCUUCCAUUCUGUCCCAAUGGCCCAUACUGCUAUCCUUGACAAUUCUACUUGGUUAUAGUUAUUGUAGCUUUAUAAUAAGUUUUGAUAUCUGGUAGUCUUCAAACUGUUCUUGCAGUCUUGGUUAUUUGUGGCCUUUUCCUUUAUAUUUUCAUAUAAAUUUUAGAAUUGGUUUGUCAAUUUGACAAAAUAAAUAAACCUUGCUGGCAUUUUUAUUAUAAUUUUUGUUCAUACUAAGGGUAGAGUUGAUCAAGAAUUGAAAUUUUUAUAACAUUCAUUUUUCAAUCCUUGAACAAAAUUUGGCACUUUAUCUAUUUUGGUCUUUUUUAUUUCUCUUGAUAGUGUUUGUAGUUUUCUAUGUAGAUGUCUCUGCUUUUUUUUUUUUUUUUUUUUUUUGGCUUUGCAUUUGCAGACUUUGUAGCUGAAGAAACUGGUUUGUUAUCUUAGUGGCUAUCCUGGGUUGCAAGGCCUGAUUUCCAUUUUUGGUAUUCUUUUUAUUUUUUUUAAGAUUGUACAUUUAUUUGAAAGGCAGAAUUACAGAGAGAGAGAGAGUGAGAGAGGGAAAGACAAGAAAGAGAUCUUCUGUCUUCUGCUUCACUCCUCAAAAGGCCAUAUUGGCUGGAGCUGGGUCCAUCCGAAGCCAGGAACCAGGAGCUGCUUAGUUCUCCCACGUGGUACAGGGCCCAAAAACUUGAGCCAUCCUCCACUGCUUUCCCAGGAGCAUUAGCAGGGAACUGGAUCAGAAGUGGAACAGACAGCCUUCACCUCUGCAUUUUUAAGGAUUUAUUUCUGAUGCCGACGCUGUGGCAUAGCAGGUGAAGCUGCUGCCUGCAGUGCCGGCAUCCCAUAUGGACACUGGUUUGAAUCCUGGCUGCUCCACUUCCGAUCCAGCUCUCUGCUAUGGCCUGGGAAAGCAGUAGAAGAUGGCCCAAGACCUUGGGCCCCUGCACCCUCCUAGGAGACCUGAAAGAAGCUCCUGGCUCCUGGCUUCUGAUUGGUGCAUCUCCGGCCAUUGUGGCCAUCUGGGAGUGAACCAGUGAAGACGUAGAUCUCUCUCUCUCUUUUUCUCCCUCUCUCUCUCUCCUACUCUCUGCCUCUCUGUAACUCUGCCUUCCAAAUAAAUAAGUAGAUAUUUUUAAAAGAUUUAUUUCUAAGUAUUUGAUGAAUCUGAUGUGAUUGUAAAUGCUGCAUUUAAUUUUUUAAAAAAGAUUUACUCAUGUAUUUGGAUAGCAGAGUGACAGAGAGAGGGAGAGAGAAAAAGAGAUCUUCUAUCUGUUGGUUCAUUUCUCAAAAUGAUCACAAUAGCUGAGGCUGGGUCAGGUUGAAGACAGUAUCCAAGAACUCCAUCUAGAUCUCCUGAGUGAGCCGCCAUCUGCUGCUUCGCAGGUGUGUUAGUAGGGAGCUGAAUCGGAAGUGGAGAAGCCAGGUCUCAAACCAGCUCUCUACAGGGAUGAGCCAAAAGGCCUGCUCCUCUGUUUAAUUUUUUUUAACUUUCUAAUUGUUUAUUAGCCAUGCAUACAUACAAUCAAUUUUGCUGUUUUACACUUUCAUCUAUGAUCUUGAUGGAUUCCCUUAUAAAUGCAAACCAUGAAGUCAUUGUCGUAGAUAGAGUUUUACCAUCUGUAAAUUAUUUCUUAAUUUCUGACCUACAUCUUCCUCCUCCUCCCCUUCUUUUUCUCUUCUUCCUUCUUCUAAUGGAGCCUGAUGGUCCUGGGUGGGGCCUUCAGUAUAGGGAUAAACAGAAAGGGUGGUAGAAGACAACUUCCUCUCAGACCAGGCCUCAGGGAACAGGAAGGCUUCUGUGCUUUGCCAUUCACACAGUGCAUGCUGGUAGGUUUUUAUCAUCUCGCAUCGGAUUGAAGACGUCCUCUUCUGUGCCUAAGGAUUUUCUAAUUGUCUUUUGUGAAUGAGUAUUGAAUUUCUGCACUUACUAGGAUUAUUUUUCUCCUUUAUCCUGUUAAUGUUUUAAGUACAUUAAUAGAUAUGCAACUGUUAAAACAACCUUGCAUUCCUAAAACAAAGCCCAGCUCAUUCUUGGCAUGAACUCAGCUUCAUCAUAACACGUUUUCCUCUCUGUGUAUUUCCCUCCUUAUGUAUUUCUGGGCUUGGUUUGAACAUUUUUUGUUUUUGUUUAGAAUUUCUGCACCUUUGUAUGUUGUAGUAUCAUCAUCAGGCUUUGGUAUCACAGUUACGCUUGCUUUAUAAAAUGAAUUGGAAAAUCUCCCCCCCACCCAUUGUCAUCCACUGAAAGAGAUCUUUGAAUCAAAUUAUAGCUUUUGAACCCCAUCCCAUUUGCCUUGCCUUGCCUGCUCUCCCUGACUGUGUCUUCUCUUAGUUGCUUAUGCUGCAAACCUGGGAGUUUUUCCAUCAGUCCUAUUAGUUCUGUCUUCAAAACAUCCUGAACUCAACUCACCGUCUCUGCUGGUGCCACUCAUUUCAAACCACCAUUAAGUAAUAUCCAGAUAAACCUCAGUUCAUGUCCUGAUUUGCCCUGUUCCUCUCUGUAAUCAAUCCCACUCACAACAAAGAGGCCACUUAAACAAGUAUAAGACCUUAUCACUGUCGAGCUCAAAAUUUCAAAUGACUUCCUAUCACCCUUAGGAUAAAACGCAUGCUUCUUGCCAUGUAGUAUUAGUCAGGAGACGCUUAUCACUACGUGGAGCACAGAGGUUUGUUUUUCUCUAACUCAAAAUCUACCAAACAGUCUGCAUGACUGAGAAGGUCAACCGUGCUUCCGGUUGGCCCUCUGUGAUUCAGCCAACGUCGACCAUCAGGCUGGACAUCUGAAGGGAGAGACAGCUCAGCGCCCCUGUGCUGGCUCCUCCGUGCUUGGCUCAGGAGUGACACCCGUCCCACGUCUGCUCUGCUCGCAGCUCCUUGAUUCAAAAUAGGCACCUGGACGCCCUUAGGAAUCAACGUGGAGCUCUGUGGAUUAAAGGGACUGGAAGAUGCGGGAAGGGAAUGGAAUGUUUGAUGCGUUCCAGUCUUCCAGAGCACCUCUAAGCCUCGAGGCCCACCUGCCGCUGUCCCCUGCUACUUCACUCUGCGCUUGCACC
This is a messenger RNA of Oryctolagus cuniculus (rabbit), 6904 nucleotides long. RefSeq names its product popeye domain cAMP effector 2 (gene POPDC2). Gene Ontology annotation, cellular component: sarcolemma. Gene Ontology annotation, biological process: skeletal muscle tissue development; heart development; striated muscle cell differentiation. The record is from RefSeq and is a predicted model, not a curated record. Lineage: Eukaryota; Metazoa; Chordata; Mammalia; Lagomorpha; Leporidae. Gene Ontology annotation, molecular function: cAMP binding.